UAAGACAACUACAACACUUCUUCCAACUACUGUUUUCCACAUUUUCUCUGCAUUCCGCUAUCUCUAGAUUUUCUCUAUCCCAUUAAUUAUUCCUUUCACAACCUCAAAUUCCAUAUGAAUAGCAUUGCUGAAAUAUUAUUGAUUCCAAUUUACCUAUUCUUUCCUUUCCUUGAAAUCUAUGUUUAUAAAAUAUUAUGAUCUCAGAUGAUAUGUGUUUUAUGGUGCACUUUGAAUUUCAGCCACUAUUUGUUAUGUUCAUUCUGAUAUUAGUUCUUUUUGAACCCCUUCUGUAUAAUACAUGGAAGAAAGGAACUUAGGAGUUGAAACAUUUCAAUUUAAGCAUGUAAUUGUAACUAAGAUUUUAUUUUUUCUUGUGGAAUUUAAAUUCAGGAUAGACAAAUACCAUUCUUUCUGCUGAGUUUAGAAGGGAAAGAAAACAAUAGAGGUUUAUUUCACCAAUUGUAAUGUAGGUAUAUAUGAGUAUAGUUGUAUACAGUUUACUUGUCAUAGAACUGCAAGAUUGGAUAGAGGAAAUGUCAGCUUUUGUCAAACUCAUCGACAAGCGCCAUCUCGUGAUGGUCGGACUCGAAGGUUUUUACGGUCCUAAUGAUCCAAAAAGAUUGAUGGUGAACCCUGAGGACUGGGCAUCUCGACUUGGAUCUGAUUUUAUAAGGAACUCCUUGAUCUCAAGCAUUGAUUUCAUCUCUGUUCAUAUCUAUCCUGAUCAUUGGUAAUUUCAUGAGCAGGUAUUUGAAGACUACAUGAAAUUUGUGUCAAAGUGGAUGCUUUCUCACAUUGAAGAUGGUGAUAAGGUACUGAACAAGCCGGUUGUGUUCUCUGAAUUGGAUUCAGACAUAAAUUUUACAAUGUCAGAGAGAAAAACAAUGUACAAAACAAUUUUAGAAUCGUACAAAUAUGCAAAGAAAAACAGGUCUGGAGGUGGAUGUCUGGUUUGGCAAUUCUUGGUUGGAGGAAUGCAGGAGUUUAGUGAUGAUUUUGGAAUCAUCCUUAGGGAAAAGACACCAAUUCUUUCACCGUUCAUUGAACAAUCAUGCAGAUUGACGAAGGUAAAGGAGUGGCCGCAUAAGGACAAAAGUUUCAAACAAUUUUGUUAGAAAAAAGUGUGGAAAUAAAAGCCCUUGAUUUGAAAAGGGGAGAAAUAUGGGUUGUUUUGUGGUUUAAGACUAGUUCUGUAGAAUAUGGUUCUGUUUUCAUCACCAAUGGUGUAGUUGGUUAGUGGCGUAUAUAUAGUGUGGUAACACAUAGAUUAGAUAUUACUCUAUAAACACUUUUUUCAAAGCUUGUAACCUCAUCAACAAAAUCAACCAUCAAGUGUUUUAAGAUGUGAGGCAAUUUUUUUUUUUU
Molecule: messenger RNA, 1365 nt
Organism: Vigna angularis (adzuki bean)
Lineage: Eukaryota; Viridiplantae; Streptophyta; Magnoliopsida; Fabales; Fabaceae
Product: mannan endo-1,4-beta-mannosidase 2
Molecular function (GO): hydrolase activity, hydrolyzing O-glycosyl compounds
Source: RefSeq, a predicted model, not a curated record